Messenger RNA from Hippocampus comes (tiger tail seahorse), 1088 nucleotides. RefSeq names its product 15-hydroxyprostaglandin dehydrogenase (gene hpgd). Gene Ontology annotation, cellular component: cytoplasm. Gene Ontology annotation, molecular function: oxidoreductase activity, acting on the CH-OH group of donors, NAD or NADP as acceptor. The coding region runs from base 234 to 1019 and encodes 261 amino acids. The record is from RefSeq and is a predicted model, not a curated record. Lineage: Eukaryota; Metazoa; Chordata; Actinopteri; Syngnathiformes; Syngnathidae. The transcript has 7 exons.
AUAAGCAGAAGGGGAGAGGUGGCCAAUGAAGAGAAGGGAGGGAAAAGAGGCAAAGCUCGACCCAACCAAAACAGACGGAAUAGUGAGCGAGCCUCUGAGCGUGCUCAAAGAGAGAGAAAGCGUCAGAUGGGUGUGUGAGUCCUCAAGUAGGUGGGCAGCAAAGAAAAAAAAAAAAGCAAACUUCACAAGUGAGCGACAGGUUGCCAGAGAGAAGCCAACGUGGGGAUAAGAUCAUGUCUCUAAAUGGGAGGGUGGCUCUGGUGACUGGGGGAGCUCAAGGCAUAGGGAGAGCAGUAGUCCAGUCCCUCCUACAGAGCUCAGCUAAGGUGGCUGUGGUUGACCUGAACAAGACCCGUGGGGAAGAGUGCAAGAAACAGCUGGAUGCGGAAUUUGGAGAUGACAGAAGCACUUUUAUUCAGUGUGAUGUUUCCAAUGGAGACUCCCUUCGAGGUGCCUUCCAAAGUACAGUUGACCAGUUUGGUCGUCUAGACAUUGUCAUCAACAAUGCUGGAAUCAACAAUGAAAAGAACUGGGAGAAGACCAUACAAGUAAACCUGACGUCGGUCAUAAAUGGGACCUAUCUGGCUCUGGAACAUAUGAGUAAGGAGCAUGGCAAGGAAGGAGGCACAAUAAUCAAUGUAUCUUCUAUGGCAGCCUUCCUGCACUCUCCUCACCAGCCCGUCUACACGGCCACAAAACAUGGAGUCAUUGGUUUCACCAGAGUUAUGGCUGAUGCAUCUUCUCAGAGUGACUACGGCGUGCGUAUCAAUGUGCUGUGUCCCGCCUUUGUUGACACCCCUCUGCUCCACUCAGUAGAACAGGAGGAAAACAUGGGGAAAUUUGUUAAAUUCAAGGAUGAUUUCAAGCGCAGCAUGAACAAGUUCGGAGUUUUACAGCCAUCAAUGAUUGCAGAAGGCAUGAUGAGAUUGAUCACUGACACCAGUCUAAAUGGGGCAGUGAUGAAGAUAACAUGCUCCAAAGGAAUCCACUUCCACACAUACGAACCCAUGUCUGCUUGAUCCUCGCCUAAUGGACCGCUCCUCACUGAAGAGAGGGGCGGUACACAGCGGUAACCUGAAAGACUGAAA